AUGCUCCGCACACGCCUCACGUCGACGUUGGCUGCCGUCGCCGCCGAGGCCAGACCGAGCCUCCACGACAUCCCUGUCGCGCCCGAGACAGGCUUUGGGCCAUUGCGCAGCAGCUACGCCUCAUUUGCCGAGAACGACGGGUUCCGCCUGCUCUUUGAGCGCUUCCACAAGCUCCACGCGUCGCUCGGGCCGAUCUUCCGCCUCCGCUUCCUUCCGUUCCAAUCGUACACGGUGAGUAUCUCGGACCAAGACGCAGUCGCCGAGAUCUACCGACACGAAGGCGCCAUGCCGCAGCGUCAGACCUUUGGCUUUUGGAAGCUGUACCGGGACGAACGCAAGUUGCCAGUGGGCUUGGCCAACACCAACGAGUACGCCUCGUGGAAGAAGUAUCGGGCGAGCUUGAGCGCCCAUCUGCUGCAGCCGCACAACGUCAGCACGUGGGUGCCGCGCAUCGACGCUGUCGCAAACGACCUUGCCGCGCGGGUCUGUGCCCAAGCGACUGCGUCGUCGUCGGGCCAUGUGACCAUGCCGCUAUUGACCAAAGCCUAUGCUCUCGAAGCCGUCUCGUCGCUAGUCUUUGGAAAGCGCAUCGGGUGCUUGUCGCCUGACCACUUGACGCCGAUCGCUCCAACAGCCCAAGCGUUGAUUGACGUCGUUGACGGCUUCUUCGCGACCUCUCAGAAGCUAAUGGCGGUGCCUCCGGAGAUGCCGCAUUUCGUGUACAAGCUCAUGCCGGUCUAUAAGGAGCACGUGGCAUAUGCCGAUGCUAUCUUUCGCUUUGGCCAUGAAAGGAUGGCCGAGAAGCUUGCGUCGACCGAGGUCACAGCACCCGACUUGCUCACGAUGUUUCUUCAGCGUCCCGAGCUCAACGAGGAAGAAGCGGUCACGCAGGCGAUCGAAGUCCUCGUCGGUGGCAUCGACUCGACGUCGAUUGCGCUGGUCUGGUCUCUCUACUGCAUUGCGACGUCGCCCAACAGCCGCGAGAUCCAACGCAAAAUCCGCGCCGAGGUCGACGCUGCGCUCGAUGGCGCGACCGAGUUGGACGCGGCCGCGCUCGAGAAGCUCUCGUACAUUCGAGCAGUUGUCAAGGAAACCCUCCGCUUGUACCCGGCGGUGAACCCAAACCACCGAUUCCUCUCCCAGGACAUGACGCUUCUCGGCUACGACCUCCCCAAAGGCACCAGCGUCAUGAUGGCGACGUACACUAUGAGCCGCGACCCGGCCGUGUUUGACGAGCCAGAGACCUUCAAGCCCGAGCGCUGGCUCGACCGGGACCAUGCGUCAACGGCAGCGCGGAAGAAGAAGGCGUACUCGACGCUGCCAUUCGGUAUGGGCUCGCGCAGUUGCCUUGGCCGUCGCUUGGCCGAGACCGAAAUCUACCUCGCUCUCGCACACCUUGUCCGCCGCAUGGAGAUGCAGUGGAUCCCGGAGGAAGAGCACCCGAAACCUAUCUUAUCUACACUGCUCGUGCCCAACAAGCCGUUGACACUGCGCUUCGAGCCCUGGGCGACCUAG
Molecule: messenger RNA, 1515 nt
Organism: Saprolegnia parasitica CBS 223.65
Lineage: Eukaryota; Oomycota; Saprolegniomycetes; Saprolegniales; Saprolegniaceae
Exons: 1
Coding region: 1-1515 (504 amino acids)
Molecular function (GO): oxidoreductase activity, acting on paired donors, with incorporation or reduction of molecular oxygen; monooxygenase activity; heme binding
Source: RefSeq, a predicted model, not a curated record